GCAAUACGACGUGCUGUUAUUUCAGUUUGUCAAUAGAAAUGAUAUCGGUUCUGUUGCUCCUCUGGUGUGUUACUCAUGGGAACUGUUACAACGAUUUUCCAUCUUUGAUUGCCAAGAACGCCACUAUGGCGGUCAUCAUCGACAAAAGCCUCUUUGCUACCAAAGACGAGUACCGAAAUGUCACAGGGAUGAUGCACAAUUUAAUCGCAGACAUCGUGAGAAAGGAGAUGCAGAUAGGUGGCAUAGUUGUUCAUAUUUUUCGCGAUACGAAUGUCAAUCUACGGCAAGACUACACAAUCCUUCUAUCUGUCGCCACUUGCUAUUUAACAUGGCAUCUGCACGAGGAUGCACGAAAGGAAGAAUUGAUACAUUUUGCUAUAACAGAUCCAGAUUGUCCCCGAAUCCCAGACACGGAUGGCAUGAGCAUGCCACUGAUCGUGCCAGGAAACGAAUUGUCACAGAUUUUUCUCGACUUAAGGAUGAUGAAAAUUCUAACCUGGAACAUGAUAAAUAUCCUCCACGACGACACGUUCGACAGAGACACGAUCAGCAGAGUAAUGAAAGCCAUCUCGGACAGGCUACCGAACAAACAAUUGAACAUAAUCUCCAGGUCGAUUUUCACGCUGAAACACGAUGCUACGAAGAGCGAGAGAAGAAAUUCGGUGAAGAAGGUAUUGGACGAUUUCCACGUGGAACAACUAGGACAUUGUUUCUUGGUUAUUGCUACUAUCGAUAUGGUUGCUGACGUGAUGAGUGUGGCGAGAUCCUUGAAGAUGGUCCGUCCAGACAGUCAGUGGUUGUAUGUGAUCACCGACAGCGCGAUGCAGAAUCGGACUAACAUGACAGCAUACGUUGAUUUAUUGGCAGAAGGAGGAAACGUAGCCUUCAUGUACAACGUGACUAAUUCCAGCGAUUAUUGCAAAGUUGACUUGAUGUGUUACGUGCAGGAAUUGAUCCAAGCACUGGCAAAAGCUCUGGAAUACUCCUUAGAGAACGAGAUCAAUCUGUUCAAGAGGAUCGAAGAGGAGAACUUCCAGAUGAUCAGGCUGACGAAGCGCGAGAGGCGAACCGAACUCCUGAAGAACGUGAGAAUACUCCUCUCUCAAAAAAUGUUGGCUUCAAAAGGUAUCUGCGCGCGAUGCUUGUUAUGGAGAUUCUCCUCGUCUAUAACUUGGGGAAAUUUCUUUUCUCAUGGUAAAAAUGUGGCACACCUGUUAGAUAUAGGCGUAUGGACACCUGAUUUUGGCGUGAAUCUGACCGACAUGAUUUUCCCUCAUAUCGCGCAUGGAUUCAGGGGCAUUAAUUUACCAAUCGCGAGUUAUCACAAUCCACCGUGGCAGAUAAUUUCCCUGAGUAAAACAGGACAAAAAGUGUAUGAAGGAUUGGUAUUCGACGCUAUCAACUACCUAAGCUCGAAAUUGAACUUCUCUUACGCGGUGAUUACGCCGGAAGUGACUCGAAGUAUAAACUCUUGGAAUACUUCUCGGUUCGCCAAGCUUGGCGAGAAAAUUAAUGAAAUGACCAUGUCGGCUACGAGGAGAGUGCCGAAGGAAGUGAUCGAUUUGGUACGAGAGAAGAAGGUUCUUCUAGCUGCUUGCGCGGUCACCGUAAACGAACAGGAGAAAGGCACAGUUAAUUUUACUGUACCCAUUUUCGUACAGAUAUAUAGUUUUCUAACUUCCAGGCCCAGACAAUUAUCUAGAGCUCUUUUGUUUGCCUCACCAUUUACCGAAGAGACGUGGGCCUGUCUGGCCGCAUCCAUUAUCAUAAUGGGUCCGAUCUUGUACCUGGUUCACAAGUACAGCCCGUACAGCAUCAGGACCUCGGGCCUCAACUCCUCGUGGCAGUGUGUGUGGUACGUGUACGGUGCGCUUCUUCAACAAGGAGGAAUGUAUCUGCCGCACUGUGACAGCGCUCGUUUGCUGAUCGGUAUCUGGUGGUUGAUCGUGAUGGUCCUGGUAGCGACUUACUCCGGAAGUCUGGUCGCCUUUCUCACUUUUCCACGAAUAGACACGGUCCUAACCGUGGAUGAUCUGAUCGCGCGUAAAGACAGGAUCACUUGGGGCUUUCCGAACGGUAGUUUUCUCGAGACGUAUCUGCAGAACGCCGAGGAGCCUAAGUACCAUAUUUUACUGUCGCGCGCCAGGAGACACAACGACACGGAGGAUGAGAAACUGCUGGAACGUAUAAAGGAAGGGAAGCAUGCUCUGAUCGACUGGAGGAGUUCCCUCAGGUUCUUGAUGAGGAAGGAUUUGUUGCUGACCGGAGGCUGCCAUUUUUCUCUGAGUACAGACGAGUUUCUCGACGAGCCUAUUGCCAUGAUCAUUCCACACGACAGCCCUUAUUUACCUGUCAUUAAUGCGGAGUUGCAUCGAAUGCUGGAGUCUGGAAUGAUGAACAAAUGGAUCUCCGAGAGGAUGCCGAUGAAAGACAAGUGCUGGGAAGUGCCAGGAAGCAAUCAGGCGGUGAACAAACGAAAAGUGAACGUUGCCGAUAUGCAAGGAAUAUUUUUCGUAUUGUUCAUGGGCGUCACGUUGGGUUUCCUCUUUCUCUUCUGCGAGUGUUAUUGUCACAGACGCAAGAUUGCCAAGGAACGGAAAUUGAUACGUCCCUUCGUUUCGUAAAUCUUACGCAAGACAUCUUAUGCAUACGUAUCAGGAUGAAACGAAAUACAGGGACAAAAUUGAAAAUUCGACCAGAAAUGGUCUUUGCUUAAGAAUCUGGAAGAGCAAAGGCAAGUUUUGUUCGUUGUUAAAAAAAUAGCAAUACAAUUUAUAUUUUUUCGUUCCACCCUAACGUGUCGUACAAUAUAGUUAUCACAAAUUUUUUCUUCUCUAUUCAUCAGUAUUUUAACACAGACUACACACGAUUUCUCUUUGAAAAAAGAAAAAAAAGAAGAAAUCCACGCAACGUACGUGUAACCGUUCUUUCUAUAUUUUUCUAUUCAUAAUUAUCACUUAAUCCUUUCUCUUCGUUGAAUCGACAAAAAAGCACGCUUGGUACCAGCCGACGUAACCGGAACAACACCUAAAAGUCUUCGCUCGAUCUAAGCUGGCGAUUUUUUCGAAUUUUUUUUUUUUUUUGUCGAACGAAAAGGAAUCACAAACGUGAAAGAGAAUCGAGAAAUGUCCAAAUGCUGGUCCAUUUCUACCGACAAUUCGCGUGGCCGAGCGGGCGCGAAAUGAUUCUCGCCAAUGAAAUAGCGAGCAAUGGCCCGCGGACAUUCGCAAGCCAUUACAAUUACCAUCACGAACGUCUAAUUUGCGGGUAAUGGUCGGCACCGGAUAUUGCGUGGAUAUCCACGCAACGUUCGAAGUCGAAAACGUUCGGCUCUUUCCAUGAUUGGCGUUUAAGGCAUCCUUUUUCAUCGUUCGUUGCACGAGAACCGUUUCGUGGAGCAUACUAUCCGAGGGAAGAUUAAUCUGAGAAAAAUAAUAACUGGUAACGGUGAUUCUAUUCUGCACUGUAUAACCAAUAAAAAUUCGUUUAGAAUUAGUAAUCAGAGAGAGAGAGAGAGAGAAAGCAUUCGUUUACUCGUAUGGUAAAAAUUUCUGCUUGAAAUUACGUAAGAAGACGAAAAUGAAACGGAAAUUUGUCGUCUAAAAUCAAGAAGAUGGACACGGUUACUGUUUGUGCGGAUAUUUCGACGAUUCGUUCAUUGUUUCGUUGAGUCGUUAAUUUUACUUGGAAGACUUCGCGCCUAACAAGGUUUAUUGCAUUGUGAACAGUAACAACCGCAGCAUUGAGCAAGACUUAUGACGCGUAUGAUUCAGUUGUUCCCUAUUACGUUACGCUGGAAGUUGCCACAACUAGUUACUUUAUUAAGAUCAUACUCGAAGAAGAAUGGAAGUUGCAAGUGUGCGAACGCGGGAAUGAAGAAAGGUCAGGUUCUAUGUGUUACACGUCUUCGAGUAUGUUUGUUCGUGAUCUUUGGUAAUCUUCGUAGAUGGUUAUUUUUAUAAAUUUUUUAAAUGAAUUUUUCUUUAUUUAGAGACGAGUAAACAUUGUCACAAUUUCCACUCUUAGGUACCUCGGAACUUUACCAGAAAAUUUAAUAUAUUUCUACUAUAUUUUAUUAUAAAGUAAAGAUUGUUUACCAUUUAUGAUUUUGACAAGAAGAAUAGAGAUUGUUACAAAUAAGUUGCGUGGUAAUGCUGUAAUAUCACAAUAAAAUUUCACAG
This is a messenger RNA of Frieseomelitta varia, 4181 nucleotides long. RefSeq names its product ionotropic receptor 93a (gene Ir93a). NCBI's taxonomy places the organism in Eukaryota, Metazoa, Arthropoda, Insecta, Hymenoptera, Apidae. Gene Ontology annotation, molecular function: ligand-gated monoatomic ion channel activity. The record is from RefSeq and is a predicted model, not a curated record. Gene Ontology annotation, cellular component: membrane. The coding region runs from base 39 to 2624 and encodes 861 amino acids. The transcript is spliced from 15 exons.